Molecule: messenger RNA, 3053 nt
Organism: Sorghum bicolor (sorghum)
Lineage: Eukaryota; Viridiplantae; Streptophyta; Magnoliopsida; Poales; Poaceae
Product: receptor protein kinase-like protein ZAR1
Exons: 2
Coding region: 335-2686 (783 amino acids)
Biological process (GO): protein phosphorylation
Molecular function (GO): ATP binding; protein kinase activity; protein binding
Source: RefSeq, a predicted model, not a curated record
ACUGGCCUUCCUCCAUCAGUCCAUCUGGAUUCUGAAAACUCUAGAAUCCAACUCUGUCCUGGCAGUUUUCCCACAUGACAAGAUGCCAACAAUUAGCCUUGCCUUGCCCUCCUGCAGAUCUAUAACCUUCCCGCUAGCCUCUUCUUGACCCUCCUCCCUCUCGCACGCAUCCUGCCAAUUAGCCAGCGUUGCCUUGGCGGCCUCUGCCUCUCUUCCGCUUCCACACACCACUGACUGACCCAACACACGUACAAGUAGAUUAGCUAUAGGCAUUGGCAACUUCACAAGCAGCACAGAUCAGCAAGUACUGUGUCAGUCAGCCACUAGCUAGCUAAUGACCGAAAUUCUCCUUCUCCUGCUGCUCCUGGCAUUGCCGCCGCCGGCAGCCGUGGCGCUCACCGCCGAGGGCCUGGCGCUGCUGGCGUUCAAGGCGGCGGCGACCGACGACCCGUACUCAGCCCUCUCGCGGUGGUCCGAGUCCGACCCGGACCCGUGCGGGUGGCCGGGCGUCAGGUGCGCCAACGCCUCGUCGUCCUCCUCCUCCUCGGCCCCGCGCGUCGUCGUCAGCGUGGCCGUGGCGGGCAAGAACAUCUCCGGGUACAUCCCGUCCGAGCUGGGCUCCCUGCUCUUCCUCCGCCGCCUCAACCUCCACGGCAACCGGCUGUCGGGCGGCAUCCCGGCCGCGCUCUCCAACGCCUCGUCGCUCCACUCGCUCUACCUCUACGGGAACCGCCUGACGGGGGCCCUCCCCGCCGCCGCGCUCUGCGACCUGCCGCGCCUCCAGAACCUGGACGUCUCCGGGAACGCGCUCUCGGGCGAGGUGCCGCUGGACCUCCGCGGCUGCCGCAGCCUGCAGCGGCUCGUGCUCGCCCGGAACGCCUUCUCCGGGGAGCUCCCCGCGGGGGUGUGGCCCGAGAUGCCUAGCCUGCAGCAGCUCGACCUCUCCUCCAACGCCUUCAACGGCUCGCUCCCGCCCGACCUCGGCGAGCUGCCCCGGCUCGCCGGCACGCUCAACCUCUCCCACAACCGCUUCUCGGGCGUCGUGCCGCCCGAGCUGGGCCGCCUCCCGGCCACCGUCACGCUGGACCUCCGCUUCAACAACCUCUCCGGGGCCAUCCCGCAGACGGGCUCCCUCGCCAGCCAGGGCCCCACGGCGUUCCUCAACAACCCGGGGCUCUGCGGGUACCCGCUCCAGGUGCCCUGCCGCGCCGUCCCGCCGCCCACGCAGUCGCCGACGCCGCCGGGCACGACGACCCCGCUGCCCUCCUCCACCGCGUCCGCUUCCGACCGGGGGCACCAGCAGCCCAUCAGGACGGGCUUGAUCGCGCUCAUCUCCGUCGCGGACGCCGCCGGGGUGGCACUCGUCGGCAUCAUCCUCGUGUACGUGUACUGGAAGGUCAAGGACCGGAAAGAGCACCACCGCGGGUGCUACCGCGACGACGACGACGACGGCGACGGCGGCGACAGCAGCAAGACCGGGCUCUGCCGCUGCAUGCUGUGGCGGCACGGCGGCAGCGACAACUCGUCCGACGCGUCCUCGGGCGACGACGGCGACGGCGAAGCAGGCAAGUACAGCAGCGGCGGCGUCGGCGGCGAGGGGGAGCUGGUGGCGAUCGACCGCGGGUUCCGCGUGGAGCUGGACGAGCUGCUGCGGUCGUCGGCCUACGUGCUGGGCAAGGGCGGCAAGGGGAUCGUGUACAAGGUGGUGGUGGCGAACGGGACGACGCCCGUGGCCGUGCGGCGGCUGGGCGGCGGCGGCGGGGGCGCGGACCGGUGCAAGGAGUUCGCGGCGGAGGCGCGCGCCGUGGGACGGGUGCGCCACCCCAACGUCGUGCGCCUGCGCGCCUACUACUGGUCCGCCGACGAGAAGCUCGUCGUCACCGACUUCGUUGGCAACGGCAACCUCGCCACCGCGCUGCGUGGUCGGCCCGGUCAAACUGCCCUGUCGUGGUCAGCGCGGCUGAAGAUCGCAAGGGGCGCGGCGCGCGGGCUGGCGUACCUCCACGAGUGCAGCCCGCGGCGGUUCGUCCACGGCGAGGUGAAGCCGUCCAACAUCCUGCUCGACGCCGACUUCACCCCGCGCGUCGCCGACUUCGGCCUGGCCCGCCUGCUCGCCGUGGCCGGCUGCGCCCCCGACGGGCCGCCCUCCUCGGGUGGCGGCGCCGGCGGGCUCCUCGGCGGCGCCAUCCCGUACGUCAAGCCACCAGCGACCGCGCCGGGCGCGGGUCCAGACCGUUUUGCCGGCGGCGGGUACCGCGCGCCGGAAGCGCGGGCGGCGGCCGGUGCGAGUGCGAAGCCGACGCAGAAGUGGGACGUGUUCUCGUUCGGGGUGGUGCUGCUGGAGCUGCUGACGGGGCGAGGACCGGCGGCCGACCACGCGUCGCCGUCGACGUCGGCGUCGUUCUCGGCGCCCGUGUCCGGGUCGACGGCGACGGACCGGUCCGGGAGCGGGGAGCACGGCGGCGGCGCGGUGCCGGAGGUGGUGCGGUGGGUGCGCCGCGGCUUCGAGGAGGACGCGCGGCCCGUGGCGGAGAUGGUGGACCCGGCGCUGCUCCGGGGCCCCGCGCUGCCCAAGAAGGAGGUGGUGGCGGCGUUCCACGUCGCGCUCGCGUGCACGGAGGUCGACCCGGAGCUCCGGCCGCGGAUGAAGGCCGUCGCUGACAGCCUCGACAAGAUCGGAUCAUGAGUACAGUGAUGGCCGUUGCCGGCGGCCACGGAUGAGGCUAGCACAAUGCUCACCCAAGGUCAUUUAUAUUUUUAUUAAUUUUUUUUCCAUCUCCUCCCCUAUUUUCUCUUUCUCUUGUAAUUCAGUUUUUUUUCUUUGCUGUGCUCUCUUGCAAUUGGCUGUUUGUAAUUUUUGGUUAUUCUUUUGGGUGCAAUUCUCAUGAUUUUCGUAAUGGUAUAUAGAGAGAGAUAUGUAGGAGAAACGGUAUUUCCAGCUUAUUUUUUCAAGUAGAUAGUGAGGAUGUGUAUCUUGUGAAGAUUCAGAACAAGUGCUACUUUGUGGUGUCUGGUAAUUAACUAGAGGGGAACGUGUAGAGCGAUGGAAUUUA